GAUUAUUAUAAUUUGAAUCUUAAUGGAUUCUGAAAUCGGAAUAAAUUCAUCGGAUUUUUACAUGUGUGGAAAUAAAAAGAGUUGGUAACCACAAUAUGGAUGGUUUUAUUACUCAAUCGGAAAUGAAUCAUGUUGAAAUAGAAGAAGUAUUUAUUAAAGAAGAAGAAGAUGAAGGCUUCGAAAUUGAAAAUCAUGAAAUUGAAUAUCCACAAUGGUGUGAAAAUGAAAUUGAACAAAUUGAGGAAUUCUGUGUACCGAUAGAUCUACCGGCAGCCCCAAAAACUAAAGACACGUCCGUGCAAGUCCCAUCCCAAAAUGAAAUAUUUAAUCAUAAUUUUAUGUCGAUUGUUACACACGAAGAUUAUAUUUUUUUAACUGGAUUUAAUCGUCUUGAAAUUCAAUCCAUGUUUUUUGUACUACGAUUACAUCAAAAACGAUUUUCAAUCUAUGAAGACUUUUUAUUUAUUUGUUUAGCAAUUUAUCGUCAUAAUAUUCCUCACGAGAUGGCGUCAUGUAUGUUCAAAAUGGAGAAACAACAAAUUGCAGACAUAUUUGUUAAUUGUACGAACGCUUUAUAUGAAACGUUAAAAAAUUACGAUUUUUGGAAACAUCGUUUAACGCAUGAGAUACAAUACACCGCCAUUUUUAAUUGUGUUGAAAUUCCUGUUGCCAUAUCACAAAAUCCAAUGGUACGAAAACUGACAAAUUCACAUACCGCAUGGAAUCGACAUACGUUUAAAUUUUUAGUUGUGACAGAUGAACGUGGCUUUAUUGUUUUUUGCUCUGAUUUGUAUGGUGGAUGUACUAGUGGACGCCAUAUUGUUAUGUCUAGUAAUAUUUUAGAUAAAUUACGAACGAAUGAAGUAAUUUUAUCGGAUAAAGAGUUUAUUAUACAUGAUAUUUUAAGUAGUCGACAAAUUGGUAUGGAUGUGGCUUUAUUUAUUAAUAGCAAAUCGCCAUGCUGUAUUAUGCGAGCGUAUCAAAUUGCGCAGAGUUACGAAAUAUUAAAAUCUACAUUAGAGGAAGAUUUAUGGUAUAUAGCUAAUCGAAUUGUUUAUAAUUGUUAUAUGUUAGCAAAUUUUAAAAAAGGCAAAUUUUGGACUGGAAAUUGUAGUGCAAGCAAUUUAUUAUCGUUAAAUUCGGUUAUGAAUUUGAAUAAUACUAAUUCUACCACUAUGUGUAAAUAA
Messenger RNA from Chrysoperla carnea, 1187 nucleotides. RefSeq lists its product as uncharacterized. The record is from RefSeq and is a predicted model, not a curated record. Bases 96 to 1187 code for a protein of 363 amino acids. The transcript is spliced from 2 exons. Lineage: Eukaryota; Metazoa; Arthropoda; Insecta; Neuroptera; Chrysopidae.